GUCAGAUGCAGGUAAGCAGUCCCUAUAUGGUCGGGAGAGUCCCGAUUUCCUAACAAAUGUCCCGCGACCCGAUGCAUACAAAGAAAGUCCCGCUAUUUACCCAUUGAAAAAAAAACAAAACAUUUAUUCUGCACAGUAGUUACUAGUAAUGAAAACCACACGCUGUGCUCUAUGCGGCUACAUCUGCUGAUCACUAACUUACCUGUAUACAAAGGUAAGAACGCUUCAUUAUGUCAAUUUUUACUGUCAUGAUGGUCGUGUAGUGUUGAAUCGUGGGAUACGUCUGUUAUAUGAUAAUAUAUAUGAUCAGCGUUCUGCUUAACAGUUUCCUAAUGUUGGCAAAUAUGGAGGUAGUUUCAUCUAUCUCAACCGCUGAGUCCCGAACUAGUUUGGGCGGAAGCCCCUUAGUACCCAGAUGCAACGUCACUGCAUUUUGAAAUUUUAACUACAACAAUGGCGGACGCAAGCGAUGCGAGAGGGGAUAGUUUUUAUUUUUAUGUAUACCAAAAAAGAACAUGUGUGUUUACCUUAGGAAAACGAUUAAAUUAGAGCACGUAUUAAUGUAUGGUCGGAAAGUGCCAUACAGGAACAAUUGCAUGGAGCAAUAAGAAAUGUAAAAGUUUGAAAAGAUCGCGAAAAUCGUGCACGAGAAAUGAUUGCAUUGGACUGCAAUACAGUGCUGUGACAAAAUAAAUGAACUAAAAAUACAGUACAAAAAGGUUAAAGACGCCAGCAACAAACGUGGCAACUGCAGUACUUCCUGGACAACAUACUGGGGUGCCGUAAGUACACGCUCUGGAAGGUAUAUUGUUUGUUCCAGUCUGGCGGAGGACGAUUUUGCAACACGAGGUGUCUGAUAUUUGGUAAUGAUCUGCCAGGAUCCUUACAGAUGUAAAAAACGUGAUCACAUCACCUCCCCGUCUUGCCCAGCUGCACUGGCUACCUGUAAAGGACUGUACUGCAAAAGUAAAGCUUCACUUGACGUAUUUCGAAGACCCCAAUCAUUUGAGGCUCAGCCCUUUCAAAGUGUGAACAUCUCCACAGUAAUGAAGUGUAAAAAAGAAAGAGAUUGCUUGCUAUAUCUAAAUGUUAAUGGAACUUUACAGCUUGAUGAGAAUAUGCAGGGGGUGGAAAUAUGUUCCCUUACACUUUCUACCCUCAGGCGUCAGUGCAGAACGGUCAGAUUCAAGAAAACUGAAAGUAUGAAGCUUCAUGGGCAGCAGGUGCAUGUGCAGUACAACUGUUUUGAAGUUGGGAUUGCCCAACAGAUUAUUGUAACGCUAAAAACAAUCCCAGAUGGAAACACGCAAACUAUGGAGUACCAUGUUCAGGACUGCAAUAAUGGAGAUAUAAGAGGGAACAUUCCAAUAUGCAUAGCUGGAAAACUAGAUUACUCAGUUGAUCAAAAAGAGAAGCUGGUUUCUGUGCACGUCUCAGAGUUUCUUGAAGACAAUGACUAUCAUUUGAGGUUAUGUCAUAAAUGGCAUUCCUGUGAAAGUACUGGAGCUUAUGUACUGAUCAAAAGGGAGGACCCUGUGAAAAAGGUGACCUUGCCAUAUUCCAAGUUGGUGCCCUGUCUUUGCAUUGAGGGAUGGUCUUCAUUUCCAGAUUCAAGUAGAAUACAACUGUGUCCAUUUAAAAAAAAUACUGAAGAACUCUGGAGUGGAAUAACCUACAACCCAAUAUCGCAGGAGCUAGUUUGGGAGUUGGCCUGUCCCAUUGAAGUUAGGGUGAGCCUUUGUUGGACAACAGAACACAUUCAUAACUGCACUGACCUUCCAAACUCUUCACAAACAGUGCAGAACAAAAUUAAAUAUGUUGGCAUUGACUCGCAUCCAAGACUGUGCGUAAAGUUUACAACCAAGAGUGGGUCAUGGAUAAGAUGUCCUUUUGCAAAUGGAUAUUUUCCAGUUUGGAACAUGAAGGUGGUUUUAACACCAGACCAGUACCAAGUAGUCAUCACAUCAGCGAUGGAUGUAGUGGUUUCUUUAACUCUGUGCAACAGGACUGCACAUUCGAUCUGCCAUCCUUUAGGAAAGGAUCGAGUGUUAAUCCAUGUAAACAAGUCAAAUCCAGUAACAGCUAACCUAACCAGAGAAAUGUGCCAGUCGAAUAUUUGUAUCCAGGGAAGGAGGGUAGAUGUCAAGUAUUCCAUACCAGUUCAAACAUGUGAAUUACAAUGCUCACUCAUAGUUCCUCAUUCAAAGGAUGGCAGAACAUUUGUCUGGGUGGUGACACUGUCAUUUGCAAUACUGACUGUUGUGGUUGUGGCAGCUCUUGUUGGGCAUGUAACAUUAACAGUUUUUCAGAGAAAAAAUAUGGGUUUAGAAGGCAGUCGGAAAGUGACAGUUCAACCUUUAAAACAAAAUGCAGGCUACCCACGUCAGCCAAGAGUGUCCCUUCUCUACUCUGCAGAUGACAAUAGUCAUGUUAGCUUGAUUACAGCAUUUGCAACAUUUCUCACUGAUCUUCAGUAUUGUACUUCCCUUACUAAUUUAAAAUAUAAAUCUAUAACACAGGAAUUCCUGGGGGGUCCUGAUGGUGUUGUAAUUCUUGUUUGGUCCAAGGGGUGUAAUAAGCCUGUUAUUAAGAAUACAUGCAAUCCUGUUCUGCCAAAUGCAAUGAACUCUGUGCCUUUAAAAUGUGUUAGGGUUGAUAUUGUCACCUACUUCAGGGAUACUGUGAAGACAUCUGACAUUCCUAGCAUGUUCGAUGCUAUACCUAUAUGUAAACUGAAGGAACAUUUCACUGCAUUAAUGAAACAAUCCUGGAUCGAGCCUCAAAAUGCAAUGGUGCAUCAUGAUCUAGUGCUCUCUUUGAAGGGAUAUAGAAGCAGACAGUCACCUAAACAAUUGGCGAUAGAGAUUCAGGACGAUAGUGAAUUUGAAGACAGCGUUGCAGAGUGCCCAGAUGACGAAGAAACUUUACUGAGACAGAAAGGUUGUUAAGCCUGUUCCUUGAAAGAUGAGUGCAAAUGCAAACAUUGCAGAAAGGGACCAGGGUGUUCUAUCAUUUCACCAGUUCCUUUCAAAAUGUUUUACUCAAAUGUAUUUUACUAGUGUUACAUGUACCGUAUAUUUUGUGCCUGUGUUUAAUACAAAUAAAAACACACUAGCAUGUAUUAUAUUAAAUAGGUCUGUCUACAGUAGUGCUGUGCACCACUACAAAAGAAAGGAUUGCUUUAUAAAUAAUAAAAAAAACAAUGAUGAAUGG
Messenger RNA from Acipenser ruthenus (sterlet), 3213 nucleotides. RefSeq names its product interleukin-17 receptor E-like. Bases 867 to 2948 code for a protein of 693 amino acids. Gene Ontology annotation, molecular function: interleukin-17 receptor activity. NCBI's taxonomy places the organism in Eukaryota, Metazoa, Chordata, Actinopteri, Acipenseriformes, Acipenseridae. The record is from RefSeq and is a predicted model, not a curated record. The transcript is spliced from 19 exons.